Funneliformis geosporum is the source of this 2550-nucleotide messenger RNA. The record is from the annotation of a GenBank genome assembly. NCBI's taxonomy places the organism in Eukaryota, Fungi, Glomeromycota, Glomeromycetes, Glomerales, Glomeraceae.
AUGAGUAAAGAAAAUGAACCAAAAAAGUCCAAGAAGGAAUAUAUCUUUGAAAAAUUAGAUGAUAUUUCAGAUAUCACUGAACCUCUAGUCAAUACUACGGGAAAAUUGAUUGCCGCUACAACGUCAGCCUUUGAAAUUACUGUUCCCGUAAUAGUUCCAAUUACAAAAUUUGUCCCCUUGAUAUCUGAAAUUGGAAGUGUUCUCAACGAAAUCAUUGAAAUUGUACAAACUGCCGAACACAAUAAACGUAUUUGUGAUGCAUUAUUACAACGGGUUUACGCAGUAGAAUUGGCCGUACUUGACCUUAAGGUUCGAAGAAAUGUUAAUCAAGAAUAUUUUAAUACAAACAAUUAUUUAGGUUUACAAAGUUUAGCAAACAUUAUAUCACAAAUUAAAAAAUUUACCGCAGAAAUUUCUCAAAUGAAAACUAUGAUAAAAUACCUUAAAGGGAAAUCAAUUGAGAAAACCUUCAAGGAAUUAUGUAGCGAAUUUGAUAGUUGUGUGAGUUUAUUAAGUUUUUCUAUCGUUGCUAAAGAUAAAAUAAAUGAGGCUGAACAAUUAAAAGCUGAUCAAGAAGAGUUAAAUAAGUAUUUAGAAGAAAUGGGAAUCGAAAUCAAAAAAGUUGGUACUAACGUCAAAACGAUUGAAAUUGAUGUUAAACGUGUUGGAAAUGACGUCGAACAAGUUGGAAAUGAUGUCAAAGAAAUUGAAACUGAUGUCAAGGAACUUGUAACUGAAAUCAAACAAAUUAAACAAAAUACGGAAAAUUAUCCCGAUAUGGUUUUAAAAAUCACCGCAAUGCAUAACACAAUGGAAAAGCUAACAAAACAGACCGACCAAUCGAAAAUCAAUAAGAUUUUCCAGUUCCAUAACCUAACCUUUGAAGAUUAUGUACAAGGUGAUGACAGGCGUGAUGAUGGUCAAGUUACCAAGUGGAUGUGUGAUAGACAUCAAGAAUUUGCAUUCAAGGUUAUCGGUGAUGACGAGAAUGACAAGAAUAGCGUGCAAAAUCAGGUUACAAUUCUUAAAGAAUUUCAGGAUUGGCAAAACAUCAUAAAAUUUUAUGGACUGACUAAUGAUGGAAGUAAAACGUAUUUGGUGACGGAAUGGGCCGAAUUUGGGAACUUGAGAGAAUAUUAUACAAGCUUUAGACAACGAUUUGAACUAUUAAAGUUGAAGUUAUGUCUUGACAUUGCUCGUGGAUUAAAUUUUUUAAGAACCGUAGAUAUUGUGCAUCGUGACGUUAGAGCCGAGAAUAUCUUCAUUACGGUUAAUGAAGUAGCAAAACUUGGAAAUUUCAAAUUAAGUCGCCCCCUGACCGGACCUACAAAAAAGCAAAAUCAAAAUUUAGAACGUGUUCGUUAUUGUGCUCCUGAAUUGUUGGAAAGGGUUCAAAACUUCAAGUAUAAUCAUAAAUGUGAAGUUUAUAGCUUUGGAAUCUUGCUUUGGGAAAUCGCUGAAACGAGAAUUCCGUAUGCUAAAUAUGAUAUUAUGUCUAUAACCGACCUUAUACUUAAAAAGAAAUAUCGAGAACCUUUUUCUGAAAAUAAUGGAAUGUCCGAAAAAUUCAAAGAAUUAGUAAAUAAGGCUGUUAAUCCCGACCCAGAUUUCAGGCCCAAACUUUCUAAAAUGGUUAAUAUCCUUGGGGAAUGUAACAAAGAAUACGUCAGAUUAUCAUUAUCAGACGUUUCUUCAUCUAACUUUUCACAAAGUAAACCGAAACUUCCGACUCCAAAACGAACAUUUAGCAUUGAUAAUGAUUAUGAGUUUGCCAUUAAAGAUGAAAAUUUACAAGAUUUCGAGUCGUUCAAUUACAUGACACUUGCUGAAGCAGAAAAACAACAUAAAAUGGUUGAUAAAAAUGGCAGUCCCGCUGGAGAUUUAAAGAAUGCGUAUAAAUGUUUCGAAGCAUUCGCGAGGCGUAAGCAAAUCAAAGCAAAAUAUUAUAAAGCUUAUUAUAUUUCAAAAGGUUAUGAUGAUUUAGAUCUUAGUACUAAAGAUAAAGAGAUAAUGAUUGCAGGAUUAUUUAAAGAAGUUGCUAAUGAUGAAGCAAAUGAAUUCCCUGAAGCGAAAUUAAGAUAUGGUGAUUGUUUAUAUCAUGGCAAAGGUGUUGACCAGAAUUUGACGGAAGCUCUUAAAUAUUUUGAAAAAGCUGCUGAAGAUGGCCUUAGGGUAGCAAUGUAUAACGUUGGAAAUUUAUACUAUAAUGGCUGUAAUGAAAUAUCAGACUAUUCAUAUUAUGCAAUAGUUAACAAAUAUCCUACACUUGGACGUAUUAUUGAAGCAGUUGAAACCCAUGGGCUUGAAAAUUGGGUUAGUCAAUGUAUAACUUUUUUAGUUGACAAAACAAUGGAAGAAAAUUGUCCUAUAUUUGUUGGAAUGGCACAAGCUGUAAUGAAAAUCAUUGAUAAAAUACAACGUGGUGUAACUUUUAUGAGAGGAAUUGGAGAGUAUCAUGAAAGUUUUAUUAAUUUUUUAAUUGUGCUUAUGUCUAUUAGCACUUUAGCAACAUGUUGGCUUACAGCAAAUUUGGCUGGACUGACAAUCUGA